Messenger RNA from Jaminaea rosea, 1247 nucleotides. RefSeq lists its product as hypothetical. Bases 130 to 1050 code for a protein of 306 amino acids. The record is from RefSeq and is a predicted model, not a curated record. Lineage: Eukaryota; Fungi; Basidiomycota; Exobasidiomycetes; Microstromatales. The transcript is spliced from 2 exons.
CCUCAUCUACUCGCCCCGCUCAGCGCGCUCGUAACACCUCGAGGUACUACUCCGCAAGCUCGUGCCCCUCAGCUCGCACACCACUAGCUCGCACACCACAAGCUCGCACAUCUCAAGCGCGCACUCCCCAUGCGCGCACUCCUCAAGCUCGUACUCAUGCCACUGGCACCCUUGUGCAAACUUGGCCGUCUAGAGAUCGGCUCGUCACAGCCGCUCCCCCCUCUCCGCCUUGCGUUCAACGCAGACUACUUCGCUUCGGUGUCACAUCCCCAGAGACAGGAAGCUGAAGGCGACACACACUCAAAAUUGCAGAGACCGGGCAGGAGCCUAAGCGCAAGCUCGCCCCAACAUCCUCGCUCCGUCUCUCAGCUCUCGAUAGCAGCGAGCUCCCUCAACAAUGCAGGACACCUCAGCAGCCACUACUUUGUGACGCGCGUCGGCAACCGCUCAGCAGCUUGCUGUAGCGUCGAAGUCGGAGGAGCCUCUUCGCUCAACCUCGCGCAGGCCCCUCUGCCCUCGUCAAUGAUCACCUCGCUACCUUCGCAAGGUCACUACGCGACUCGUCAACACCUGGCGGGCAUGUCUGGCAGCGUCAAAGCAGCAGCGAUGUCUCGACACUCUCAGCUCAAGCUGAAACAGAGCCUUCGACUUGGAGCCUAUCCCGCUCACCGCCGGCAAGCUCCGACUCCUCCUCUGCCCAUCGAUACCAACGCUCAGCUCGUCGUCCUCUUGUGUGCACAUCACGGGCGAGAACAUUCGCGACCCUGCGCUUCGCGCCGGUCCUCACUCCCACGCCGCCGAGUCUCGCUACAAGACUCCCUCCUCCUCCGCACCCCCUUCUUCCCCUCUUCCCCUGCGUCUGCACGCGGGGAAUGCUCAUGCUACCCUCAAUUCCCCUCAAACCAACGCUCAUGCCGGUGCUUCUGGGCCACUAAGCCAAAAGCAUCUCGACGAGCCCACUCGCGAUUCUCGAUACGAUCCCCCGUCUCCAUCCGACGGACCCUCAGCUCCCCUCCCACUGCAUCUCCACGAAGGAGGCGCCUCUGGUAGCCCUGCUUCAACUCAUCCAGCUGUAAAACCCACUUCAUCUCAUGCAGCUGCUGCAUUGCCUGCCAACGCCUCCAGCGCAGGUACUUCGUCCUCCAUGGCUGGCCGUCCCACGGUCAGCUAUGCCAGGCCAUUUGUAGCAGCAUCGGGCGCGGCAGCGCCAACCCACCCAUUGAUCCCGGACUUCUCGCAGCUGAAGG